Cooperia oncophora is the source of this 1165-nucleotide messenger RNA. NCBI's taxonomy places the organism in Eukaryota, Metazoa, Nematoda, Chromadorea, Rhabditida, Trichostrongylidae. The record is from the annotation of a GenBank genome assembly.
UGCAGCUAUCGGCAAACUUGCCGAGGCAGAAAGUGAAGCACGUGAUGCGGAAGCUCUGCUGGAGAAGAAUCGCGAUGACUUUGAUAAGCAGUAUGCAGAGAACGAAGCCGCCUUGGCCGAGAGUGAGCAGAAAUUACACAUGUUGGAAGCUGCAUUACCAACGUUGAAUGCAGAAGUCUGUGGAGCUGCAUCUGCUCCCUGUGAUGCUCUUUGUGGCGGUCCCGGGUCAUGUGGUUUUUGUGGUGGUCAAUCGUGUUUGGAGGGAGCAGUUAGUAAAGCAGAUCAAGCAAGGAGUUUCUCUCUUGAAGCUGAUCUGAAACUCAACGAAAAGCAAAAAGAGGCAGAAGAGGCUGUUAACUCUUGUUUAGAAGACGUGCUCCAUUCAACAGCAGCCGCUAAGAAGGACGCCUUAGCCGCAUUAGAAGUCGCACGAAAUGCCGCUCAGAAAACGAAUUCGUCACGUGCUGAAUUAGAUCAAAUUGUUGAUCAAAUGAAUACCUUCUUGAAAAGCUCAAGGAGUUCACCUGAGCAGAUUAGAGCUUUAGCAGAAGAAGUGCUCGCGAAGAAAAUCAGUCUCACUCCUGAGCAGAUAGCUGAUUUAACUGCAAAGAUUCGCGACUCUCUCACGAAAAUCAAUAAUAUUGGAGCAAUACUUGCCGAGACACGGGGAAAUAAGACGUUAGCAGCUAAUCUUGAAGCUAAAAAUACCACUGAUACUGUCAGAGAAGCGAUUCAAGUCGCUGAGGAAGCACAGCUUGCUGCAACCGAAGCAAUCCGAUCUGCUGAGGAAGUGAUGAAGAUGGCAAGAGAACAUCUUGAUGCUGCCAAAACGGAGGCUGAUGCCACCGAAUCUCGUGCUAAGGAGGUCAACUCCAGUCUUUCCUCACUUGAAGGUGAAAUGAAGAAGGUCAAGGUGCAGUACUUGCAAAUAGCCGAUGACGCCAAGAAUGCCUUCCAUUUGGUUGACAAAGCUUUGCAAGCGGCGAAGACUGCUGAGCAAGGAAAUAAGCAAAUGACGACAGAUAUCGAGGAAGCUAAGCGACUUUUAUCGGAAAGGACGCAGGGCAAUGAAGCUCCUCAGAAACGAGCCGAAGCUCUGCGACAAAGGGCUUCGAAGCUUCUCUAUAAGGCGCAGCGAAGUAGUGAUGAUAUCAGCGGUGAGUAG